CCUGAUAGUGAAGCUGUUUUCGCCGUGAUUGUAAACAUAAUUAACAUCACAUCUGGAAUCAAGGUGCAUAAAUAUUCAUUGAAGUAAGCGAAAUGUCUCACUCGUGCAGUAACGCAUUGCGCGUCAAAACUUGCGGUUUACUCUGUAAGUAAACAUGACAGAGUCACCAAUAGUGAGAUUGUUCAAGAAAAAUAACGCAACGGGAGUAAACAUAUUUCACGAGAUAGCGAGGGAAGGAACGGUGAUGCUGUUGCGUCGCAUUCGGGACAACGUCGACGAGGACAUAGCAUCCUUUCUUCAAGAGCCGAAUUUUCGAGGUGAAACGUGUGUUCACAUCGCAGCCGGCGAACACAGAGGACAUUUGGCCAUUGAAGUCAUUGAUGUUCUCGUCAAUCUUGGAGCUAACAUAAAUGCGAAGAAUAAUACUAAUGAGACACCGCUGCACUAUGCAGUUAACAACAAAGAUUACGAGCUGGUCAAGUGGUUAAGCAAGCGACGAGACGUGGAUUUAGAGACAACUAAUCAAAAUCACUUCACGCCGCAUGAUAUGGCAAUAAUACAAAAUGCCCUAAGUAUCGUGAAUCUCCUCGAGAACGACGACGAUGUUAAUUGGGACUCGGAAGCGACUGACGAUGCAGGAACUGAUGAUCAGAAUGUUCCACUUCAGAGCCAAUACGAGAGAAGCAAAAGCGUUUGAAGACGAGGAAUCACAUGUGGUUUGUUCAUGUUUUUUUUAUAUGUGAGUGCAAUAAAAGUUGUUUUUGAAUUUUUUUACAAGAGUGUCAUUGCAACCACAAAAAUAUUCACCUAUUUAUAUUUGUAAUGAUGUACUCGAGAAUCCUAUAGUAGGAACUGAGUGAGUGCACAUUUUACGUUUUAUUUUUGGACGAUGAUGAUAUGACGCGAGAAACGUGACUUUCGGCCGGUAAGUGAUAAGACU
Molecule: messenger RNA, 940 nt
Organism: Cydia pomonella (codling moth)
Lineage: Eukaryota; Metazoa; Arthropoda; Insecta; Lepidoptera; Tortricidae
Exons: 1
Coding region: 155-697 (180 amino acids)
Molecular function (GO): protein binding
Source: RefSeq, a predicted model, not a curated record